GGACCCCGCGGACUUCCGAGGCGCCACCUGCGCUGAUAAAGGCACGUGGGUGCGCGGGGCUCUCCUGACGUCAGGCGAGUUUGAUUAUUUUAAACAGAACAAGAUGGCGGAUAAGAGCGGCUUGAGGAAUCGGACUCAUUCAGAGCAUAACUGCAAGAGACCUGUCUUCGCCCAAGAUGAGCGUGGUGUGGAAGACAUACUCCCCUGGGGUGCUGGGGAGGGGGCAGCGGCACCCCCUAUCUGCAAGCAGGAGCCUGUGCAAGACGCGAUCGGACCGGUCCAGAUCGUGGUGACGGAUGAGGACGAGCACCGCUUCGAGCUGGACGAGGCCGCCCUGGAGCGCAUCCUCAUGCAGAAGCACGUGCGGGACCUGGAUGUGGUGGUGGUGUCCGUGGCCGGGGCCUUCCGCAAGGGCAAGUCCUUCCUGCUGGACUUCAUGCUGCGCUACAUGUAUAACCAGAGAUCAAGUUCCUGGCUGGGUGGAAAUGAGGAACCUCUGACUGGAUUCACCUGGAGGGGGGGCUGUGAGAGGGAGACGACGGGUAUACAAGCGUGGAGUGAAGUGUUCGUGGUGGACAAACCAGAUGGGAGCAAGGUUGCUGUUCUGCUGUUAGACACUCAAGGGGCGUUUGAUAGCCAAUCGACCAUCAAAGAUUGUGCCACGGUGUUCGCAUUGAGCACCAUGACCAGCUCUGUUCAGGUUUACAACUUGUCUCAGAAUAUACAAGAAGAUGAUCUUCAGCACCUUCAGCUCUUCACAGAAUAUGGCCGCUUGGCGAUGGAGGAAGUUGAUGGGAAGCCCUUUCAGACCCUGAUGUUCCUAAUAAGGGACUGGAGCUACCCGUAUGAGCACUCCUACGGCUUGGAGGGAGGCAGCUCCUUCUUGGAGAAGAGGCUCCAGGUCAAGCAGAACCAACAUGAGGAGCUGCAGAAUGUCAGGAAGCACAUUCACUCCUGCUUCUCCACCAUCGGCUGCUUUCUGCUGCCACACCCAGGCCUCAAGGUCGCCACCAACCCCCAGUUUGAUGGCAGGUUGAUUGAUAUUGAUGUGGACUUUAAGAAGGAACUGGAGAACCUUGUACCUUUUCUGUUAUCCCCGAAGAAUCUGGUCGUGAAGGAGAUCGGAGCAUCUAAAGUGACCUGCCGGCAUCUCGUUGAGUAUUUCAAGGCCUACAUCAAGAUAUAUCAAGGGGAGGAGCUUCCUCAUCCCAAAUCCAUGUUGCAGGCAACGGCUGAAGCCAAUAACCUUGCAGCUGUUGCUGGGGCAAAAGACAGCUACAAUAAAAGCAUGGAGGAGGUCUGCGGUGGAGACAAGCCGUACAUCGCCCCCGCCGACCUGGAGCGCAAGCACGAGGAGUUCAAGAAGUUCUCCAUCAAGCAGUUCUGCUCGGUGAAGAAGAUGGGCGGCCAGGAGUUCUGCCGGCGCUACCAGGAUCAACUGGAGAGUGAGCUCGACGAGGUCUACGCCAACUUCACCAAACACAAUGACAGCAAGAACAUCUUCUACGCGGCGCGCACGCCUGCCACGCUCUUCGCGGUCAUGUUCGCCAUGUACAUCAUCUCGGGAGUGACUAGUAUCGUGGGCUUGAACACUAUAGCGUCCCUCUGUAACCUGGUGUUGGGCGUGGCGCUCAUCUCCCUCUGCCUGUGGGGCUACGUCAAGUACUCAGGGGAGUUCCGGGAGCUGGGGACGGUCAUCGACCAAGUUGCAGAGACGCUCUGGGAACAGAGGACGCCUAGAAAGGUCUUUUCCAAACUAUUUGAGGUGGCAAGGAGUCGUGUCACAGGAAACACUUUUGUACCAGCACACAGAAAGAGACUCUCCUCAAACAACAAUAUCAAGAAGAGGAAAUAGCAUCAUCUGUACUCUGUUUUAGUUUGUUUUUUCUUUUCGUUCACUAUCCGUGCUGGCCGCUAUUAAAUCUAACGUGUGCCUGGUUCACUCCCAGGUACAAAACAGGUUGGCAUUUCUCAGAGGUUUUCUUUUCCUGUUAUGCAAGGGGGGCGUUUGGGGGUGGGUGACCUGUUUGCCUAGUCGCAUUUUUGCAUCUUUUCAGUUGCCGACGUUUGCUUCUGCAUUCUGGCGUUUUGUGUGCAUCGUUUUAUAUUCGUUUGAUUUCUACAUUCCCAGCUGGCCCUGUGUCCUGCCUGCCUCUCAUUCCCUGUCUUCCCAUCUCACAUCCAUCUUUACAGGUGUUGAAGCCCUUGAGCGAUCACUUUAUGGAGGAUAACAUUAGGCAGACUGUGGCAAACUCCAUCAAGGCCAGUCUGACUGAGCAGGUGACCCAGCACACCAAGUUGAAGGCCACCUGAUUGGGCGCUUAGAGUGCUGAACACGAACUGAGGAACUGCAAACCAAAGUUUACACUUUUACUGUAGAUAGCUCACCUGGCUUCCAAUCACUGAGUACCGGAAGGGAGUCGUCACCUGUCCCACCCCAGCUUCUUUAUCCUGUCAAAUGUGAUGUCUUGCAGUCCAGUAUUCCUGCCCUCCCCCAAGCAGUUUAGAAAUUAUGGGCUGUUUUAAGGCCCUCCCCUGCCAUCCUCAUGUUCCAUCAUGAGUUGUUGUUUCUUUGGUUACGUUCAAUGGAAUUUCAGGGAAAUGCAGCAGCCUGACUGCCCCAUCUAGUGGCCCGUCACUCUACAGUCUCCGUAGCAACACUGGUGUCUGCGGCGGUUACCACUUAGAAGCAGAGAAGUGAUUGAGCCACUGUGGUUUUACACGAGCUGAAAUCCUGUAGUAUCCCUGUGCCAGUAUUAAUCAUUGCAUGCUAGCAGAUUUACACAGUGCACGCACACAAGUAGGUUAAGUGGUCGUAGCCAGGGGGAAUCUGAACUGUACAAUGCCUUGCCUUUCCCACCUAAACCUACAUAUCUACCCUAAAAUGAUGAAAACUGUUCAAAAUGUUUCUUUCUGUAAUAUAUAGUACUUAUACUCAUUUCUGCCAAUCUUUUUAUGUUUGGAAUUCCAUCCAGAAAUCUCAAAGCGCAAUUUUGUACAGUUUAGAUGGUAAUUUCUUUUUUAAAGUCCGAUCGAACAGCAUGUAUACGAGAUUAGUUUUGUAGCUUUAUUUGUGGAGCAGUGGAUCAAUGCUAGGCUGAAGACCAGUUUGUCAGGGAAUGUUCUGUGGUUGUGUACAUCAGGUUGCGUUUAUUUUUUUUAUUUUAAGUAUAUUUGUUAAAAAAUAAAAAUAAAAAAAAAACCUUCCUUUUGAGCACCGCAAUUCUGCCCCUUCAUGCAAAAGAUUUUUGGAUUUUUAGUCUGUCUUCUGUUGCAAUUUAAAGGUAUUUUCUGUAAUUUAUUUUUCAAUACAAGAUUAAAACUACUACAUUCAAAGUCUGUGCACCUGUAUAUGAAUGUUUAUAUUUGGGGGGCGGGGUCUGAAAGCUGUUUAAAAUGUUAAUGAUUAAAAUCUAAAUGAGUCACUCUGAAA
This is a messenger RNA of Brienomyrus brachyistius, 3433 nucleotides long. Its product is annotated as atlastin-2-like. Gene Ontology annotation, molecular function: GTP binding; GTPase activity. Bases 104 to 1855 code for a protein of 583 amino acids. The record is from RefSeq and is a predicted model, not a curated record. Gene Ontology annotation, biological process: protein homooligomerization; endoplasmic reticulum organization. The transcript is spliced from 14 exons. NCBI's taxonomy places the organism in Eukaryota, Metazoa, Chordata, Actinopteri, Osteoglossiformes, Mormyridae.